This is a messenger RNA of Anneissia japonica, 558 nucleotides long. Its product is annotated as complement C1q and tumor necrosis factor-related protein 9A-like. The transcript has a single exon. The record is from RefSeq and is a predicted model, not a curated record. Gene Ontology annotation, molecular function: protein binding. The coding region runs from base 1 to 558 and encodes 185 amino acids. NCBI's taxonomy places the organism in Eukaryota, Metazoa, Echinodermata, Crinoidea, Comatulida, Comatulidae.
AUGAAAGGAGAUAUUGGAGGAAAAGGACAGAAAGGAAACCAAGGAUUAGAUGGAAGAGAUGGACUUCCAGGUAAAAUAGGACCAAUCGGUUUACCAGGUGCUACUGGUGAGAAAGGAGGAAAAGGAGAGAAAGGUGAACAAGCUACCACAAUCAGCCAGCCUAAAUCUGCCUUCUCAGUUGGAUAUAAUGUAAACCCAGGCCGCCUACCAGUUAGUCCUAUGAAAUACCCAUUAAUAAUUACCAACUUUGGGAAUAACUACAAUAAAGAAACAGGAAAGUUUGUUUGUCAACAUCCAGGCAUCUAUGUCUUCCAGUUAACAUCAGGCUCAUCUAACGGUAAUAAUAUUUUGACAAUUAUCAUGAAGAAUGGGCAACACAUUGUCUCAGCAUAUGAGAGUGGUUCAGGCUACAAAUCAGCCAGCAACAUGGUAGUUCUUGAUUUAGUAGCAAAUGAUGAAGUGUGGACUCAGCCUGUCAGUACCAGCUAUAACUAUUACUCCAGUAAUGUCAACAUCUUCUGUUCUUUUUCAGGCUUUCUGCUUUAUGCAUCUGCAUAA